Molecule: messenger RNA, 1046 nt
Organism: Trichomycterus rosablanca
Lineage: Eukaryota; Metazoa; Chordata; Actinopteri; Siluriformes; Trichomycteridae
Product: B- and T-lymphocyte attenuator
Exons: 5
Coding region: 1-942 (313 amino acids)
Biological process (GO): immune response-regulating cell surface receptor signaling pathway
Cellular component (GO): plasma membrane
Molecular function (GO): signaling receptor activity
Source: RefSeq, a predicted model, not a curated record
AUGUGUGGAGAGCUGGACGUUACCUCAGUGAUGAAGGGUUUAGUCAUGAUUCUGAUUCUGUCUGUUACUGUAGACGCACAAGGUUUUACUUCAUCAUGUGAACCAAUAGUAAAGCUUCGGAAAAACACUUUAUACAGAACGUCCAGUAAACGCUUGUUAAAUAUUUCCUGCCCUGUGGUGUUCUGUAAAGAGAUACCAGUAAUUAAAUGGACUAAAAUUGAUGAGACGAACAAGAUGGUACCAGUCGAGCCAACAAAUCAAAUAAUCACACAGGAAGAAUUUAAGAUAGGAUUCAAUCAUGUCAUUGCAUAUCUGAUCUUUAAGAACAUAUCAGCAGAUGAUGAUGGACUCUACAGAUGUGGGAUUUCUGUAUCAAACUUUUCACUUGAAAGCCACAGCAUUAAUGUCACUGUUUCAGAUUCUUUCAUGGAUUCUGCGGAUGGAAUCACAGCUAGCUCCUUGGUCACUGCACCGAAACAUCAGCCGAGCUUUCCAGACCAUGCUUCCUACAUCUUCAUCUGUUUAGGGAUUCUCGGUCUGGUUGGCAUUGUGAUGUCAGUCUCGUUCCUGUUCAUAUUCGGCUGUUCAAGAAGAUCUAAGACCUGCAAGAAGAAAGUAAGGCACACAAAUGCACUGGCUGAUUCUACCUUACAGUGUGUGACAUCCUGUCAGACACCUCCAAGCUCCAACAUAUCAGAGUUUCACGAAUGUCCCAGCGCCCAGAAAAUGUCCAAACAGAGACUGACCAACCACAAUGCGUCCAUGGAUUUACUUCAGUCUGACCAGGACUCACUUUAUCCAGCAAAUAACAGGAACAGUGGCGGUUGUUCACAGCAGAUUGUGUACGCAACACUAGAACAUCUCACACCGAGAGAACCUUCUGCACUCCGCCAGCCAUCGAGAGAAGAUCUGACGGAGUAUGCUGCCAUCCGGAUAAGCUGAAUGAAUCUAGGAAUGGUUUAUGAACAUUUCUACAGUGUUUCCUGCUCCUGAAGUCUAACUGGAUGUGUUUUUGUCAAGGGUGUUGGAGCAUCGGGCUCCUUAAA